Molecule: messenger RNA, 584 nt
Organism: Triticum aestivum (bread wheat)
Lineage: Eukaryota; Viridiplantae; Streptophyta; Magnoliopsida; Poales; Poaceae
Exons: 3
Coding region: 153-569 (138 amino acids)
Molecular function (GO): DNA binding
Source: RefSeq, a predicted model, not a curated record
UUUUGUUUGUUGUUUUGUUUUUUGAGAAGUGGAAGCGGCCGCCCCCAUGGUGAUUAAGAAGAGGUGAACGGGCAGUCAGAGCUCAAUCCACAUCGUCUCUCUCCAUUCCCCAAUAUCAAAUCAGAAGACGAACCAGAGGACGAGAGAGGGGAAUGGCCGGCGCUGCUGAUGCAGGGGUUUGUGGAGUUUGUUUCAACCAUUGCAAGUAUGAGAGCAAGGGAAGCGGUUUCAGCAUGCUUGCAUGGGAGGAGUUCAAGAAUGCAGGGGUUGUGCCUUGCAAUGAAAGGGCCCGUUUCAACAAUGCGACAAGAGAGAAGGUGACGUUUGUGGCAAACCAACGGGCAUACACUGUAAAGUGUUACAAGGGUCGCAGAAAGAGCGCUAUGUAUGGGAGAGGUUGGAGGAAGUUCUAUGAAGACAACAAUCUGGGCAAGGGUCAGAUGGUGGUGUUCUACCUGGAUGAACCUUCGCCUACGGCAUCUAUUUUGUGGUUCCAGGUGGGCAACGGCUCUGAAGAUGAACAGCCUAUGGAAGAGGGUGAUCCCAUUGAAGAUUCAGAUUUCAGGUAAUGAGGAUGGAGAAGC